Molecule: messenger RNA, 1730 nt
Organism: Puntigrus tetrazona (Sumatra barb)
Lineage: Eukaryota; Metazoa; Chordata; Actinopteri; Cypriniformes; Cyprinidae
Product: acidic mammalian chitinase-like
Exons: 12
Coding region: 53-1489 (478 amino acids)
Biological process (GO): carbohydrate metabolic process; chitin catabolic process
Cellular component (GO): extracellular region
Molecular function (GO): chitinase activity; chitin binding
Source: RefSeq, a predicted model, not a curated record
CGAGGCUUCAGAUUAAAAUUAGCAGUUUCUUGACUGAUACAGUCUUCACAUUAUGAUGACCAAAUUCAUUUUUCUAGCUGGUGUUUCCCUGGCUUUGUUUCACUUUGGAUGGGCCUCUCAGCUGGCAUGCUACUACACAAACUGGUCUCAGUACAGACCUGGCAAUGUCAAAUACAUGCCAGAAAAUGUGGAUCCAUAUCUGUGCACUCAUUUAAUUUAUGCUUUUUCCAUUAUAAGUAACACAAACGAGCUGAGCACUUUUGAAUGGAAUGAUGAAUCUCUCUACAAAUCUUUCAAUGGACUAAAGGAAAAAAAUCCUGGCUUGAAAACUCUCUUGGCCGUAGGAGGAUGGAACUUUGGCACAGAACGGUUUAGUAUCGUGGUGUCUACAUCAGAAAACAGGCAGACGUUUAUUCAGUCCUCCAUCCCAUUUCUGAGGAGACAUGGCUUCGAUGGUCUGGAUCUGGACUGGGAGUAUCCAGGUUCCCGUGGGAGUCCCCCUGAAGACAAGCAAAGAUUCACUCUUCUCUGUAAGGAGCUCUUGGAAGCUUUCGAGGCAGAGAGCUCUGCCACCGGACGCCCCAGACUCAUGCUCACUGCUGCAGUGAGCGCUGGGAAAGGAACCAUUGAUGCUGGUUAUGAAAUUGCAGAAAUUGCCAAGUAUUUGGACUUCAUUAAUGUGAUGGCCUAUGACUUCCACGGAUCGUGGGAAAGUGUCACCGGUCACAGCAGUCCUCUGUACCAUGACUCUGGAAACCCAGGGGAUAAUUACACUACUGAUUUUGCAAUGACAUACUGGAGAGAUCAGGGAGCGCCUUUGGAGAAGCUGAGGAUGGGUUUUGCAGCAUACGGAAGAACCUUUCGCCUGUCUUCACUGGAUGGAGCCAGUGGAGCUGGAGCUUCAGCUAGUGGUCCUGCAUCAGCUGGAAUACACACCAGAGAGGCCGGAUUCUGGUCCUAUUAUGAGGUUUGUGCUUUUCUUCAAGGAACCUCAGUGAAAUGGAUUGACGAUCAGAAAGUUCCUUAUGCAACAAAAGAAUAUGAAUGGGUGGGAUUUGACAACAAGGAAAGCUUUCAGACUAAGGUGAACUACCUAAAAGAGAAGAGGUUUGGAGGAGCUUUCGUCUGGGCUCUGGAUCUUGAUGACUUUACAGGACAGUUCUGUGAGCAGGGCAAAUACCCUCUCAUCAGACAUCUCAGUACACUUCUUAAUAUAGAUUUCCCUCCUGUUUCUUCAAAUACAACACAUGAGCCUGAUGAGAACACAACAACAGCAUCCACUACUGUAGUAUCUCAUGCCACAAGACCUCACGUUGUCCCCACAGUCCUCUCAGACUUCUGCGUUGGCAAAACGGAUGGGAUAUACGUAAACCCAAAUGAGACUACUUCCUUCAUUCAGUGUUCUAAUAACAAGCUCCAUAAACAGAACUGUCCUGUUGGGACUGUCUUUAAUCCCAACUGCUCGUGCUGUGACUGGCCUAAGAAUUAACCUCAUGCUAUCACUGUUCUACUCCUGCGAGGGAAACGUAAAGAACUUUGGCAGUUUUUUGCUAUAUUGUUUUGUGACAGUAAUGGCAUAAUCAUUUCACACUUUACCUUUAUGUUUUUCUAUUUUUAAUAAACAGCUAUGAUAUAAUGCUACCUUCAUGAAAUAAUAACAACCUUCAUUUUGUUGUGACUUAAAAAGUAAGCACGGUCCAACAUGCCUAAUUAAAAAAACCUGAUAAGCA